ACCCUUAGGGCUGGUGUGAUAGAGGAGGUUCCUGUCCAGCGUGAUAAAGAAUUUGGGUUUGUGAGGUUUAGUACUCACGCGGAAACAACUCUGGCAAUUAAGAUGGGAAAUGCCCAGUCUUAUCUCUGCAGAAAACUAAUUAAGUGCUAUUGGGGGAGCAAGCCGACUACAACUAGAACUGCUUCAAAUCCUUUUCCUCCACCUACUGCUGCACCUUUGCCAAGUCUUUCCGCAACUGAUAUUCUGACCUACGAGAGGAAGAUAGCAAUGAGCAAGAUGGGUGGUGUCCAUGAUGCAUUGAUGCAUCCCCAAGCGCAACAUCCUCUUUAGUAGGCCACAAUUGGAGCAAGCCAGGCGAUAUAUGACGGCGGGUUCCAAAAUGUAGCUGUUGCACAACAAAUGAUGUACUACCAGUAA
Vicia villosa (hairy vetch) is the source of this 417-nucleotide messenger RNA. Its product is annotated as oligouridylate-binding protein 1C-like. The transcript has 2 exons. The record is from RefSeq and is a predicted model, not a curated record. NCBI's taxonomy places the organism in Eukaryota, Viridiplantae, Streptophyta, Magnoliopsida, Fabales, Fabaceae.